CCUAGUAUGAAUACGAGGAAUAGUUAAAGCGAAAUACGCGUAGCAAGAGAUACGCGUAGCAAGAGAGAGAAAAUAGAAAAAUCAAGAAACGAGGAUGAGACGGCGCGAUGCGAAGUCAAGACCCCAAGAGGGGUCUGCGAGAGAGAGAAAACGCAUUCAAAGUCUCGCGCUUACGCCAUGGUUGAGAGGGAGGCAGAGAAUAUUCAUUCACCCCACGUUCUUGGUCGUCGCUCGCUGUGUUGUAUAAUUUUGUUGCUUCGACUCGGUUCUCCGAAGCAGAAAGAUUUGGUCUUUUUUUAUUUUUUUGGGGUGAAUUGGCGGUUCUUUCUGGGGACGGAGAUUACAUUCGGAGCUUCUCUGUAGCUCGGUAUCGGUUGUUGGCCGUACGAGCGAACAUGGUCGUUUGUCGCGAGACGCUUGACCCGAUUAUUUUAUUCUGCUUCGCUCCUUAUUUUCACCCCUCCAAGGUUAUUCUUUUCUUGAGGCUUUUUCUUGGAGACGCCUCGCUUUUCCGAGUUCUUUCUUCUCUCCCCUUCCUUGGCAUUGUUGCUUGCGACAUUCACUCGGGUCGUCUUCUGCGCCCCUUCUCUUUUCUGGGUUUCUCUUCCCGAUCUGAGGUGCGAUCAGUGCGUUGAAUACGGGUGUUGUCCUUCGGUCUCUGUUGUAGGAUCUAUCUGAUGCCUUCUAAGCCGUGUUUUUGUGGGGGUAAUCAGCCAGGAAGGAGCAUUGUUCAAUUUUGGCAAUUGGGUCUCUCUGGCUGGGGUUGUUCUUUGUGGUUUCUGUCGCAGUACUUGGUUGUGCCGGUCCGAGAAAGAAGUAAUUGAUGGCCGGUGAAACAAGAAGGAAGCUUCGUCUGAGCAAAAUCUACUCCUUCGGAUGUUGGAAAGCUUCUUUGCAAGAAGAUCAUUCGCGAAUUGGAAGGCCGGGAUUUUCGAGGGUGGUUUACUGCAACGAACCAGAGUCUUUUGAGUCUAGCAUUAGACAUUACGGGACCAAUUAUGUUAGGACUACAAAGUACACAGUUGCAACUUUCUUGCCUAAAUCAUUGUUUGAGCAGUUCAGAAGAGUGGCCAAUUUUUACUUCCUCGUUACCGGUACCCUGGCCUUCACUCCACUGGCGCCAUAUACAGCUGUUAGUGCCAUUAUCCCUCUUUUCAUUGUUAUAGGGGCAAGCAUGAUCAAGGAAGGCAUUGAAGACUGGCGGCGUAAACUGCAGGAUAUUGAGGUAAACAAUAGAAAGGUGAAAGUGCAUAAGCAUAAUGGAGUAUUUGAUUACACCGAAUGGAAGAAUCUGAGAGUGGGAGAUUUAGUGAAGGUAGAGAAGGAUGAAUUCUUCCCUGCAGACCUUCUUUUGCUUUCAUCUACUUAUGCAGAUGCUGUUUGUUAUGUUGAGACCAUGAACCUUGAUGGGGAGACGAAUUUGAAACUGAAACAAGGUUUGGAGGCAACCUCUAGCUAUUGUUCGGACUCAAGCUUCCGGGACUUCAAGGCAUCUGUCAGAUGUGAAGACCCCAAUGCACAUUUGUAUUCUUUCAUUGGAAGCAUGGAGUUUGAAGCAAAUCAGUAUCCCCUUUCUCCACAACAACUUCUCCUCCGAGACUCCAAACUGCGAAACACGGAUUAUAUAUAUGGGGCUGUCAUAUUCACGGGUCACGACACCAAAGUCAUUCAAAAUGCAACUGACCCCCCUUCAAAGAGGAGUAAAAUUGAGAGGAAGAUGGAUAAGAUCAUCUAUCUUCUGUUCUUAAUAGUAUUCUCUAUGUCUCUUGUUGGAUCUAUCUUCUUUGGCAUUUGGACUAAAGACGACCUAGAAAGUGAUAGGAUGAAAAGGUGGUAUCUUAGGCCGGACCACUCCACCAUUUUCUUUGACCCUAAAAGAGCUCCUGCAGCUGCCAUCUAUCACUUCUUGACGGGGUUGAUGUUGUUUGGCUAUUUCAUCCCAAUUUCCUUGUACGUGUCUAUAGAAAUUGUCAAAAUUGUUCAAUGCAUUUUCAUUAAUCGAGACAAAGAAAUGUACUAUGAAGAAGCCGACAAACCAGCUCAUGCUCGCACAUCAAACUUGAAUGAGGAACUUGGCCAAGUUGAUACAGUUCUUUCAGACAAGACAGGAACUCUGACCUGCAAUAAAAUGGAAUUCAUCAAGUGUUCGAUUGCCGGGACAGCUUAUGGAACCAAUGUCACAGAGGUAGAGAGGGCCAUGAAGAGGAGGAAUGGCUUACCUUUAGCUCAUGACAAGCUGAAUGGCUGUGACCAGAUCGAGUGUUUACCUGUUAAAGAGUCACAUAUUAAAGGCUUCAAUUUUUAUGAUGGGAGGAUCAUGAAUGGAAAUUGGGUAAAAGAGCCUCAUGCAGAUGUCAUUCGGAAGUUCUUUCGUUUGCUGGCACUUUGCCAUACUGCCAUACCUGAAGUGGAAGAAACUACAGGAGAAGUCUCAUAUGAAGCCGAAUCACCAGAUGAAGCUGCUUUUGUUGUUGCAGCAAGAGAACUCGGGUUUGAGUUCUACGAGAGGAAACAGACGAGUAUCUCACUACGUGAGCUGGAUCCAGAAUCUAAAAGGAUAGUUGAUAGGGUAUAUCAGGUUCUAAAUGUCUUAGAAUUUAACAGCUCAAGAAAGCGGAUGUCUGUUAUUGUAAGAGAUGAGGAAGGAAAAAUAUUACUGCUCUGUAAAGGUGCUGACAGUGUCAUGUUUGAAAGGCUUUCCAAGGACAGCAGUGAUUUUGAAGAGGAUACGAGGAAACAUGUGAAUGAAUAUGCCGAUGCAGGCUUGAGGACAUUGAUACUUGCUUAUCGUGAACUCGAUGAGGAAGAAUACCGCAAGUUCAACAAAAAAUUCAAUGAGGCGAAGAAUUCGGUUAGUGCCGAUCAUGAUGAUUUGAUUGCUGAAGCGACAGAGAUGAUUGAGAAAGAAUUGACUCUUCUCGGUGCCACUGCUGUUGAGGACAAACUGCAGAAUGGGGUACCAGAUUGCAUUUACAAGCUUGCCCAAGCUGGAAUUAAGAUUUGGGUUUUGACUGGAGACAAGAUGGAGACUGCUAUUAACAUUGGGUUUGCUUGCAGUCUGCUCAGACGAGGGAUGGAGCAGUUCAUAAUCAGUUUAGAAACUUCACAUAUUCAGGCUCUAGAAAAGUUGCAAGAUAAGUCUGCUAUUAUUGAGGCAUCAAAGGCGAGUAUUCGCGAUCAGAUUACGAGAGGGAAGGUUUCAUUGGCUACAUCAAGUGGUCCUCUCAAAGAAGUUGCUUUAAUCAUUGACGGAAAAUCACUUGGUUAUGCUCUGGAAGAUGACAUGAAAAACAUGUUUCUAGAGCUUGCAAUGGGCUGUGCAUCGGUUAUUUGCUGUCGUUCAUCACCAAAACAGAAGGCCCUGGUCACAAGACUGGUCAAGUCAGGAACUGGGAAAGUAACAUUGGCAAUAGGUGACGGUGCCAAUGAUGUAGGAAUGCUUCAAGAAGCAGAUAUUGGAAUUGGAAUUAGUGGUGUCGAAGGAAUGCAGGCAGUCAUGGCCAGUGAUAUUGCAAUUGCACAGUUUCGACACCUAGAACGCCUGCUACUCGUCCAUGGGCAUUGGUGUUACAGAAGGAUUUCAAUGAUGAUAUGCUACUUUUUCUUCAAGAACAUCACGUUUGGUUUCUCCCUCUUCUUAUAUGAGGCACAUGCAGCCUUUUCAGGGCAACCUGCAUACAAUGACUGGUUUUUGUCACUUUAUAACGUCUUCUUCUCAUCACUUCCUGUGGUUGCUCUGGGAGUUUUUGAUCAGGAUGUAUCAGCACGGCUCUGUCUAAAGUUCCCCUUGCUAUACCAAGGAGGGGCUCAAAAUGUCCUCUUCCGCUGGGGUUGGAUACUUGGCUGGAUGUUUAAUGGGUUCCUUAGUGCAACCAUAAUUUUCUUCCUCUGCACAAGCACACUGGAGCACCAAGCAUUCAACAGCGAUGGACAUGUUGCUGGGAGGGACAUCUUGGGUACAACAAUGUACACCUGCGUCGUAUGGGCGGUGAAUCUGCAGAUGGCGAUAACCAUUAGGUACUUCACCUUAAUACAGCACAUACUCAUCUGGGGCUCGAUCAUAUUUUGGUACCUCUUCUGUUUAGCAUAUGGAGCCAUGUCUCCAACUCUAUCCACUACUGCCUACAAGCUCCUUGUUGAAGCCCUCGCACCAUCGCCGGCCUUUUGGGUUGUGACGCUUUUCGUGACGAUCUGCACCCUUAUCCCAUAUUUCACUUACUCCGCGAUUCAGAUGGAGUUUUUCCCCAUGUACCAUGAAAGGAUCCAGUGGAUCAGGCACAAAGGAGGAUUGAGUGAUCCUCAGUAGCGCGAUAUGUUGAGGCGGAUGUGAGUAUGACCGACAUAUGGCUUACGGCUUACGGCUUAGUUCAUCCUGUAAAUCUUGCAGUCCAGGAACACACUUAUUCCUGCAGACCUGUCUAAUUUCGAAGAAUCCUUAAGAGUAUACGAUUUUACGAGCAUGGGGAUCCACCGGCUCUGCAUAAGCCGAAUCACUCUCCGGAUGUCGUAGACAGCCCAGAUAUGUUUUGCAAUUUUACUUAGUAUCAAGCUCUAGAUGUGGAAAAAAAAAGUAGAGAGAAAAAGCUGUACCAUAUGUUAGCUUUGCUGUAGAUUCUGUAGAUUUUCAAAUUAUAGGAGACAUACACUGCACACAAUCUCUUCUCUUUGUAAUGAAUUAUGGCAGAUAUAUACAUUGUCGAUUCAGGUUGUGUAGCCUUUUUGGAUAUCUGUAUAUAGAUUAUAGUAGAUGAUGUAUUUUGCUGAUGAGUGUCCGGGAAUGUUUGUAAAACAACCAGUUAAGGAAACUAUUUCAA
This is a messenger RNA of Rhodamnia argentea, 4814 nucleotides long. Its product is annotated as putative phospholipid-transporting ATPase 9. The transcript is spliced from 11 exons. The coding region runs from base 824 to 4306 and encodes 1160 amino acids. Gene Ontology annotation, biological process: phospholipid translocation. The record is from RefSeq and is a predicted model, not a curated record. Gene Ontology annotation, molecular function: ATP binding; magnesium ion binding; ATPase-coupled intramembrane lipid carrier activity. NCBI's taxonomy places the organism in Eukaryota, Viridiplantae, Streptophyta, Magnoliopsida, Myrtales, Myrtaceae. Gene Ontology annotation, cellular component: plasma membrane.